Molecule: messenger RNA, 781 nt
Organism: Halichondria panicea
Lineage: Eukaryota; Metazoa; Porifera; Demospongiae; Suberitida; Halichondriidae
Product: ADP-ribosylation factor-like protein 6-interacting protein 4
Exons: 5
Coding region: 163-696 (177 amino acids)
Source: RefSeq, a predicted model, not a curated record
CGUCUAUUAUGCAUUGUAAACUAGAGGAUCUUUACCAUUCAACGACAAGCCUUCACUGCAUUCUGCUGGUCGUCUAGACUGCACUGUCCUCCAGGCCCCUGCAGUUCCUCCUGUACUGUGUAGAUCUAGUAAAUGGAUUGAACAGAUUGGUGACCACCACCAAUGGAGGCUGUGAAGCGUAAAGGGCGAGACUCCAAGCACUCGGAGAAACCAAAGAAGAGAAAGAGACGACACUCGAGCAGCUGUAGUAGCUCGGAAUUGAGUGAUCGUGAGGAUAGUACCGACUCUAGCGAAUACAAACGCUCACACAAAUCAAAGAAGAAAAGGAAGCACUCACAUAAGGAGCCAAAAGUAAAGAAACACAAUCACAAUAAGAAGCGUUCACAUCAUGAUAGCAUAAAGAAAGAGAAACCUGUCGUUGCUAGGACUACAGAAGUGACCUCUGUCAAUAGAGACGUUCCACCACCCCCACCUGCAAGUAAGUCCCGAGGACCGAUGACUCGUGAGGAUUAUGAGAAGCAGCAAAGCGUUGUUAGACGAGUGUUGGAUCCAGAAACAGGGAGACACAGGCUGGUUAAAGGUGAUGGAGAGAUUGUUGAAGAGAUAGUGAGCAGGGACAGGCACAAAGCAAUAAACAAGCUGGCUACUCUUGGAGAUGGUCUCUCCUUUCAAAGUGGACUCAAGAAAUUUCAAUAGCUCUUCUCUGUUAGUGUGACAUGAUUAAUUUCAAUUAUUAUAUCAGUCAAGCAAACAGUAUGAUUCUUCAACAAUACAGUAAGAA